Molecule: messenger RNA, 2156 nt
Organism: Drosophila serrata
Lineage: Eukaryota; Metazoa; Arthropoda; Insecta; Diptera; Drosophilidae
Source: RefSeq, a predicted model, not a curated record
GAAAACGGAAAAACCAUUUUCUGAUAGGGAAAACUCGACGCACGAGUACGUAAGGGCGACGUACGAGAAACGACGUAAAGUACAGCCGAGUGGAGUCCGGGAGGAGGCACAGGACACGCACGCUCGCUCGCUCCAGAGGAGGGACUACCAAAUGCUCAUUGGAAUUUAUGAUUAUGCUGCAAAAUUAUUAAACAAUAUGACCGCAACAGGAGCCACAGGAGGAGGAGCAGCCACCGACAUUAACAAGGAGUCCGCAGGGAGUGCGCUGCUGGAGCAGGACCAGCAGCACGACCAGGAUCUGGAGCAUGAGAAUGAGCAGCAUGAGCAGCAUGAGCAGCACCAACAGCAGCAGCAGGAGCCCAGCAAAACUCCUACUCCUGGCGGUAAUCUAACGACCAAGCUGCUGCAGGCCACUAGCCGCGCCCUCGCCCAACACGUGCCCGCCCUGCCCAUGUCCCUCUCCCUGCCGCCCCUGCCCGCCCUAUUGCUCCAGGCCCUAGACGCCGCGGACGUGGCGCAUGGCCAGCGCAUCGAUCAUCUGACCCGUGGCCCAACCACGACCAUGACAACGAUGACAACAACCACGACGGAAGGUCUGCCGCCGAGCUUGCUCGACGCGCUGCCGACAACAACAUCGUCGCUUUUGGGCAAUGCCACCGCCACCACCGUCGCCGUCGGCGGCAGUCCCCUCUCGGAGAACAGCACGGACGUGGUCUACAGCGCCUUUGGGGCCAUGCCUGCGGGCAAUCUUAGCGGUUUCAUCGAGUCCUCGACCACGGCAGCCAGCUCCGUGCUAAGCAGCGCCGUCACCACGCUCCCAACGCUGCCCGCCACCAGCAGCAUGGCGGCCACCUUUCAGGCCCAGACAGUGGCCACCUUUAUAGCGGCCACCGGAGGCAAGAAUCGUCCAACGACCAUCGUUGUCUACCCAACGGUUUCACCCGAAUCGAUCGUUAUCCCGAUCGUGUCCUGCAUCUUCGGCUUUCCCAUCCUGGCACUCAUCGUAAUCUGCUGCCUACGCCGGCGGGCCAAGCUGGCCCGGGAGCGGGACAGGAGGCGGAACUAUGACAUGCAGGACCAUGCCGUCAGCCUGGUCAGAUUUAGUCCAAUACAUAGGCUUAAUUACCGAUCGUCGCGAGCUAUCAGUCUACGUCCUGAACGAAGCCUAAGCCAGGGCUUCACUUCGCUGGAGCUGGACACCGUGCUGGAGGAGCGCUGCAGCGAUGUAGAGCAGACGCAGACCGAGAUCCUUAAUCCUGAAUCGCCCAUGGACACCGCCUCCUACAAGAUGUCCUUCUCCUCGAGCUAACAGUUAGCCAAGCAGCAGCAGCAACAGCAGCUGGAACAGGCAGCUCCUUCCCUGCUUGCUCAGUCGGUGCCCCAAGUGAAGGAGCAAGAGCUACAGGAGCAUGAGCAGGAGCAGAUGAAGGUGAGGGUGAAGGUACCGCCGCUAAGCAAGUCCCCGCAGCUGUUGCAGCCACCGCAGCUGCGAAAAACGGCCAGCGUGAGAGACGAUCCCUCAGCUCUGGCCAAGAGGAGGAGUCGCCUCCACGAGCUAAGGGCCGCCAGCAGCAGCAGCAGCGGUGGAGGAGGAGGAAACGAGGCAGCUGCCGCUUUUACGAAGCGCGAAUCCAAACGGGAUCGGCGAAGAGCUCUCGAUCGAGGAGCGAGCAGCAGCAGCGGCAGCGGCGGCACCGGCGAAUCUCCGGCCAUGCGCAAGUCACAUUCGCUGGACGCCGCUGAGAGCUACUCGCUGGCCAGUAUCCAGGCGCCGCUCUGGGUGACCCUUACCAAUGCCCGGACCAUAGAGGAGCUGGCCCAGCAAAAGCUGUGAGGAGCUGCCUCUGCCUCUGCCUGCAUGGCACCUGCCCACCAGAAGCGUUUGUUAACUACUCAUCUCGCCCCCAGGAGCGGAGUCCAUGCUCCAUCCCCAUAGAGAACCUGUAAAUGUUUAGAUGGAAUUCGAAUUAGCAGCAUUACUAACAUAAAACAACGUCUUUGCCGUCAAUUCCUGCACCAAUCAUCACCGAAGUUCCAGUUUUGCGACAUGGCCAGCUGAACUCGGUUUGGACUUGUUGCAGGAACCGGAAGUCGUACUGGAGUGGCAUCAUUACCUAAUGCUAAAUCAAUUUAAUGCAAUUAAAGACCAAAAGUAA